Anopheles maculipalpis is the source of this 4436-nucleotide messenger RNA. RefSeq names its product toll-like receptor Tollo (gene Tollo). The record is from RefSeq and is a predicted model, not a curated record. Lineage: Eukaryota; Metazoa; Arthropoda; Insecta; Diptera; Culicidae. Gene Ontology annotation, cellular component: extracellular matrix. The coding region runs from base 274 to 4296 and encodes 1340 amino acids. Gene Ontology annotation, biological process: signal transduction. Gene Ontology annotation, molecular function: protein binding. The transcript has a single exon.
UAAUCCUAUUGAAUGCGAAGUGCGAAAACGUGAAUCGUAACCGAUAAAGGGAAGAUUAAAACAGUGCUUUAAUUAAAAACAUGGUUAUCAAGAGUCAAUCUUCAUCUUAUCGCGUCUAAUGUGUUCCUGAAGAGUGGUGGCAAACGAAUAUCACACAAUUUUAUUGUCUGUGGUAUCUCUGCACCUAACGGUGUGCCGUGAGGUGUGUGCGUGUGUGCUUGUAUGUGAUAUUGUUUUUGGUGUGAACAGGCCGAAACCAAACAAUACAUCAAAAUGCGCCCCUCACCGGCAUUGUUGACGAUGAUGUUUGGCACCAUUUUCGGUGUCUUUGGCGCCUCGCUUAGUAAAUCGUUGGUAAACCAAGCGCCCGACGAGUGCCGGUGGGACGGGUACUCCGAGGACGAUCUAACACUUCUGUGCCGGUUACGGACUAUCAAUAGUGAGCUCGAAAAUACGAACUUUAGUGUGUUGCAUCCUGAGAAUACCGUCCGGCUGCGGUUGCAGUGCAAUGAUGGAUUGUUCUUUCAAAGCAGCCUGAGCCCGGGUAGCUUCAAACAACUCACCAAACUACAUUCCCUGUCGAUUGAGUAUUGCAAAAUCGCGAACCUUAGUGAAGGAUCCUUCCAAGGGUUGAAGCAGCUCACCAACCUGACGCUACGAACACACAACACAGAUUGGUCCUCGAUAAGUUUGGACAUUGCGCCCCAAGUGUUCAACAGUGAGCUGUCUAAGCUGCAAAGGCUCGAUCUUAGCGAGAACAACAUGUGGAGUGUGCCGGAUGGAUUUAUCUGUCCGCUGUCGCGACUUACCUAUCUGAACCUCACUCACAAUCGAUUGCGUGACCUGUCCGUGUUCCAUUUCAGCGCGUCAUUGAGUACGCGACUGUCGAAGAAAUGUGGCAGCUCCAUCGUUACCCUCGAUUUGUCACACAACACCAUCGACAACCUGCCGCCUGCCAUAUUUUCCGGUCUCGGCAAGCUAACCGAUUUGCGACUACAUAGCAAUGGGCUCAACUAUAUUGCCGACCGUGCAUUCGAAGGGCUGGUAUCUUUGUCACGGUUAGAAAUUUCACUCAACCGUCUCACCAACCUUCCGCCUGAGCUAUUUUCCGAGGCUAAACACAUCAAAGAGAUUUACUUGCAAAACAACAGUCUGAACGUGCUAGCGCCAGGGAUUUUUAGCGACCUAAAGCAGCUUCUAAUGUUGGAUUUGUCAAACAACGAGCUUACAUCGGAAUGGAUAAAUCCUGCCACAUUUCGAGGAUUGACGAAGCUUAUUUUGCUCGAUCUUUCAAACAACAAAAUUUCGAAGCUCGAGCCCACAAUCUUUCGCGAUCUGGCCAGCCUGCAGGUAUUACGAAUGCAGGAAAACUUCAUCGAAAGCAUAGCUGAAAACACGUUCCUUGAGCUCACCGCGUUACAUACGGUGAUUCUGUCUAAUAAUCGUCUGUCCACUGUCGAUCAUUUUACGUUCAGCGGAUUGAAAAGCCUAACUCUACUCUCGCUCGACUACAAUCGCAUUUCACGCGUCGAUCGUCAAGCGUUGCGGAAUCACUCGACACUUCAGGAGCUGCAUUUGAACGGCAAUAAGCUGCUACAGGUUCCGGAUGCACUGUACGACGUGCCAUUGCUGCGGACUCUCGAUCUCGGCGAGAACCACAUCUCGAGCAUCGAUAACGCCAGUUUUCGUCACAUGGCACAUCUAUACGGUUUGCGGCUUACCGAAAACAAUAUAGAAAUCAUCCGACGAGGCACGUUCGAGGCGAUGAAGUCAUUGCACAUCCUCAAUCUGUCCCAAAACCGGCUCAAAACGGUCGAACAAUCAUCGUUCGACAACAAUACGAAGCUGCAAGCGAUCCGGCUGGACGGAAACUAUCUGACAGACAUAGCCGGCCUGUUCACCAAGCUGCCGAAUUUGCUGUGGCUGAACAUCAGUGACAACCAUCUGGAGGUGUUUGAUUACGCGCUCAUACCCACCGGGCUGCAGUGGCUAGAUAUUCACGCGAACAAAAUCACCGAACUGGGCAACUAUUUCGAGAUUGAGUCACAACUCGCACUGAGCACGAUCGACGCCAGCUCCAACCAGCUCACCGAGAUCACCGGAAGUGCGAUUCCCAACAGUGUGGAGCUGCUGUACCUCAACGACAACCUUAUCUCGAAGGUGCAAUCGUACACGUUCUUCAAGAAGCCCAACCUGACCCGGGUGGACCUAUUCGGCAACAAGAUCACCACACUCGAUCCGAACGCGCUGCGGAUAUCGGCCGUGCCCGACGACCGGCCGCUGCCCGAGUUCUACAUCGGCGGUAACCCCUACCAGUGCGAUUGCAAUCUGAACUGGUUGCAAAAAAGUAACAUCGAUUCACGAACGCAGCCCCGGUUAAUGGAUCUCGAUAGCAUCUACUGCAAACUGCUGUACAACCGUGGCCGUACAUACGUGCCACUCGUCGAGGCAAUGCCAAAUCAAUUUCUCUGCAAGUACGACACACACUGCUUCGCCCUUUGUCACUGUUGUGACUUUUACGCCUGCGAUUGCAAGAUGGAAUGUCCAAAGCAGUGCACCUGCUACCACGACCAGAGCUGGAGUUCGAAUGUGGUCGACUGCUCGCGGGCAGGCUACGAUGAUCGACUGCCCGAUCAGAUCCCAAUGGAUUCGACGCAGAUUUAUCUCGAUGGCAACAAUUUCCGGUCGCUGGGCAGCCACGCGUUCCUCGGCCGUAAACGGCUCAAAAUCCUCUUCCUGAACGGGUCCAGCGUGGAAACGGUGAGCAAUCGUACGUUUUACGGCCUGAAAGAGCUCGAAAUUUUGCAGCUCGAUCACAAUCUGCUGACCGCGCUGAACGGGUUCGAGUUUGAGGGGCUCGACAGUCUGAAGGAGCUGUUUCUGCAGUACAAUCGCAUAACGCAGAUCGCAAAUCACACGUUCGAUCAUUUGCACGGGUUGAAGAUCCUGCGACUAGAUCACAAUCGCAUCGCUGAGUUUAACGUUUGGCAUUUGCCGAAGCAGCUGAACGAUAUCAGGCUCGCGUUUAAUCCCUGGUCCUGCGAAUGUGAUUACGUGACGCGAUUCCAGGAGUAUCUGAAGACGUACGAUUUUGUUCGCGAUCGGCACAAGAUAAGAUGCGCAGCGUACGUAUCGAGCAAUGCGACUGCCGGUAUGCACAGCAACGGCACAGCAUCCAACACGAUCGCUAGCUUCGGUGAAGAUGUGCUUCCCGAUGGCAGUGGCACGACCACCGCCACCAGCACCGGUGACUUCCUGGUCUACUACGACAACAGUUCAACGCUGUGUACCGGGGCCAUCCCACUCGAAAAUGUGAUCAACGGAAAUUUGACCUCGCGAAAAACCAUUCUCUCACCGCAGCCAAUCGAGGGCUACAUUCCGUUACUGGUAACCGGUCUUUUCGGGUUUUCUUUGGUGAUUAUUCUGACGCUGGUGCUGUUCGUGUUCCGUCAGGAAAUGCGCGUCUGGUUUCACUCCAAGUUCGGUGUGCGCCUGUUCUACCGAAAUGCCGAUAUCGACAAAAACGAACGCGACAAGCUGUUCGACGCGUUCAUAUCGUACAGCUCGAAGGAUGAAGCGUUCGUGGCCGAGGAGCUGGCACCCAUGCUCGAGAAUGAAGACCCGUCCUAUAAAUUGUGCCUGCACUAUCGGGACUUUCCCGUCGGUGCGUACAUUGCUGAUAACAUCCUGCAGGCGGUGGAAUCAUCCCGACGUACUAUUAUGGUACUUUCGGAGAACUUUAUCAAAUCCGAAUGGUGUCGCUUCGAGUUCAAGUCGGCACACCAUCAGGUGUUGCGCGAUAGACGUCGUCGUUUGAUCGUUAUUUUGCUGGGAGAAGUGCCUCAGAAGGAUCUCGAUCCCGACAUUCGACUGUAUCUGAAAACGAACACAUACCUCCAGUGGGGUGAUAAAUUAUUCUGGGAAAAGCUGCGGUUCGCCCUGCCCGAUGUCCCCAACAACCAACGAAGACAGCAUCAGCAGAACAUCUCACUGACACACUCAAAUGUUCGCAACAGCUAUCAACUUACCCGUUUUGCGCCAAACAACCGCACAAAUAAUCAACUAGCUGCACAGCAUCAAGAUCCUCGAUCGCAGCCACGCUCUCCCGAGUACCAUUCGAGCACUGCGCAACCACUGCCGGGUCUUGCAAGCACCGAGAUGCAGGCACAACAACUGCACAGUAGCCAGCAACAGCAACAACAGCCACAGCAGCAUCAACCGCAGCCAACACAAGCGCAAUUAAGAGCUUCUGCUCCGUUGAACACAUCGCCCAGAACAGUUGGCAUUCACAUCUAAAAGCGGGAUGCUUACUGUUUCUACAAAUGUAAAUAAUAUAAAUAAUACAAUGAUAUUCGAAGUCGUCUUAGACGUGUCCGUUGAAAUCCAGAGUUUAUGCACGCAAAUGAAAUUGUGAUAUUAACACAUGUAAGUUAUUU